Molecule: messenger RNA, 1417 nt
Organism: Mesocricetus auratus (golden hamster)
Lineage: Eukaryota; Metazoa; Chordata; Mammalia; Rodentia; Cricetidae
Product: HLA class I histocompatibility antigen, alpha chain F
Exons: 7
Coding region: 1-1119 (372 amino acids)
Biological process (GO): antigen processing and presentation of endogenous peptide antigen via MHC class I via ER pathway, TAP-independent; antigen processing and presentation of endogenous peptide antigen via MHC class Ib; immune response
Cellular component (GO): external side of plasma membrane
Molecular function (GO): signaling receptor binding; peptide antigen binding
Source: RefSeq, a predicted model, not a curated record
AUGAAGAAGGAGAAUGGGAAGAAGGAGGAGGAGGAGAAAGAAGAGAACUGGAAGAUAUUCAAGAUGGGGAUGGAGAUGCAGGUGAAGAAGAUGAAGGCUCUGACCUGGACCAAGACCCUGAGUGGAGCUGGUGCAUUGCCCUCAGGCUCACACUCCAUGAGGUAUUUCGUAACCACCACCGCAUCUGUAAAGGGUCUCCGAGAUCCCCAAGUCUUUAUCGUUGGCUUUGUGGACGACACUCAAUUCCUGCGCUUCGACAGUGAAGCAGCUACUAAAGUGGAGCCCCGCGUGCCUUGGGCGAAGCAGAUGGGGGCCAGUUAUUGGAAGUGGGAGAGAAAGGGUAUGGAACAUUAUUCACACACGGCCAGAGAAAACCUACGAUUUGCACUCCAGAUCUAUAACCAGAGCGAUGACGGCUCUCAUACCUUCCAGUGUUUGAUUGGUUGUGACGUGAGUCCUGACAGACUCUUCCUCCGCGGGCACAACAGACACGGCUUUGAUGGCCGCGAUUACAUCAGCCUGAACGAGGACCUGAGAACUUGGAGUGUGGCCGACAACACAGCUCAGAUUACCCAGCGAGAGUGGGAGGCAAAAAAAGUAGCAGAACACUGGAGGAUCUUCUUUGAGGGCUGGUGCUUUGCUUGGCUACUCUGGCACCUGGAGCUAGGGAAGGAGAUUCUGCAGCGCUCAGAUCCUCCCAGGGCACAUGUAACCCGUCACCCUAGACCUGAAGGUGAUGUCACCUUGAAGUGCUGGGCCCUUGGAUUCUACCCAGCUGAGAUCACCCUGUCCUGGCAGAGGGAUGGGAGAAACCAGAAUCUGGACGUAGAGGCGAUACAGACCAGACCUGCAGGAGAUGGCACCUUCCAGAAGUGGGCAGCUGUGGUGGUGCCUCCUGGGGAGGAGCAGAGAUACACAUGUCAUGUGGAUCAUGAGGGGCUGCCUGAGCCCCUCACCCUGAGAUGGGAGCCCCCUCAUUGGCCCACAAUUGGAAUGAUUGUUGGUGUGGUUCUCCUUGGAGUUGUGGUCACUGGAGCUGUGGCUGCCAUUGUGAUGAGGAGGAGGAAACGUGCAGCAUCUCACACUGUAUCCCGCCCUGGCUUGGAACUCACUAUGUAGCUGUGAUGGCUGAGCCUCAUUGUCAACUUGACUGGACUUAGAAUCUCCUGGGAGAUUCAGUUCUGGUCACACAUGUAAGAGUGUUUCCUGGUGUUAAGGAUGGAAGGCUCACCCUGAGCCAAUGAUAAAAGCAAGCACAGGAGAAACUCAGGUCUCUUUAUGUUCUAUGUCCUGAUCUACUGAAGUUUGAAGAAGCCCAGCCACAUGCCCCUGCUGCCACCUACUCCACCAUGCCUUAUGUUGAGAUUGACUGUACCCUCUUAAAUCAUGGAACAGAAUAAAUCUUUCUUCCUUUAAA